CUCUCUAAAAACCAUUUGUGUUUCUCAAUCUCAAAUCUACAAAUAGCGAAUAAUUAGCAAAGCAAAGAGAAGCUUUUAGAGAGAGAGGAAAAAAACCAAUUUCUUUUUCUCUUUCUCUCUUUGUUGUGUUUUUUUCUUUUUGGUUCUUUCUAUUUCUGUACUACACUUCCAACUUUACAGCUCACAACACUUACAUUUCUCUCUCUCUCUCUCACACACACACACACACACACUCUCUCUCUCUUUAUGUGUUUUGUGCUGAAAUGAGCCAAGGAUACUCACUUGUAGAUCGAAUCUAAGAUUGUUUUCACAGGGAACAUUCCUUAUCUUUUUCUGCUGCCUUAUUUGUGGUGUCAUCAACUUGUCAACUGUAUGUCCAAAGGAGGCGCAGCGCAGCUUUGUGUAUCAGAUGAUUUUUAGUAACAUUAUUAUGCUUGACCAGUGCCGAGAUGGGCAGCUUCUAUCUGAAAUUGCAGGAGCUGUUGCUUUUAAGCGUACUGUUAUUUUUCAUUGUUGUAGAAGUUGCACAAGCUCUCAGUCCUGAUGGUCAAGCACUUGUUAAUUUUAGGACCGCAAUACCAAGUUCAGACGGUGUUCUUACGCAUUGGAGACCAGAAGAUGCUGAUCCAUGUGGCUGGAAAGGCGUGAAGUGUGACCUGAAGUCUAAGAGAGUUAUAUCCUUGAUCCUCUCCAAUCACAAGCUAAGUGGACCUAUUUCAUCAGAUAUUGGGAAGCUAGACAGUUUGCAGAUUCUAGCUCUUCAUGGGAACAACCUCUAUGGGAGUAUACCCCCUGAAUUAGGAAAUUGUACAGGGCUGAAAUCUUUAUUUCUGCAGGGCAAUUAUUUAAGCGGAUCGAUCCCCGAUGAGUUGGGGAACCUUUCUAAGCUUGAGAACCUAGAUCUUUCAAGCAACUCGCUCAGCGGAAACAUCCCUGCAUCACUUGGGAAGCUGACAAAUCUUGCCUCUUUCAAUGUAUCAACUAAUUUUCUGGUUGGGCAAAUACCUAGUGAUGGGCGCCUUGCCAACUUUGGAAAUGAAUCCUUUCUCGGAAAUCGUAAAUUGUGCGGCCAUCAAGUUAAUGUGGUGUGCGAUGCCGGAGGUCCUACAUCAUUUUCUCAGCCCCCCAUUUCAGCCGAAAACCAAAAUAAGAAGAAGUAUUCUGGUCGACUACUCAUAAGUGCCUCUGCAACUGUUGGGGCACUGCUACUGGUGGCGCUGAUGUGUUUCUGGGGCUGUUUCCUCUACAAGAGACUGGGUAAAAAUGACGGCAGAGGCCUUGCAGUGGAUGUUGGUGCAGGUGCAUCCAUUGUGAUGUUUCAUGGAGAUUUGCCUUACUCUUCGAAAGAUAUCAUCAAAAAGUUGGAGGCUUUGAAUGAAGAACACAUAAUUGGUUCUGGGGGAUUUGGUACCGUUUACAAGCUUGCAAUGGACGAUGGCAAUGUGUUUGCUUUAAAAAGAAUUGUUAAGAUGAAUGAGGGAUUUGAUAGAUUUUUUGAAAGAGAGCUUGAAAUUCUCGGAAGCAUUAAACACCGUUAUCUGGUUAAUUUGCGAGGAUAUUGCAAUUCUCCAACAUCAAAGUUGUUGAUAUAUGACUUCUUAUCCGGAGGUAGCUUAGAUGAAGUUCUGCAUGAGAGAUCUGAACAACUAGACUGGGAUGCACGGUUGACUAUUAUAAUGGGAGCUGCAAAAGGGCUGGCAUAUUUACAUCAUGAUUGCUCCCCUAGAAUAAUACACCGAGACAUAAAGUCUAGUAACAUUUUGCUUGAUGGAAAUUUCGAGGCUCGGGUAUCUGAUUUUGGACUGGCCAAGUUGUUGGAGGAUGAGGAGUCUCACAUCACAACCAUUGUGGCUGGCACAUUUGGCUAUUUGGCUCCAGAGUACAUGCAGAGUGGUAGAGCUACAGAAAAGACUGAUGUUUAUAGUUUUGGAGUUCUGGUUCUUGAAGUAGUAAGUGGGAAGCGGCCCACUGAUGCAACAUUCAUUGAGAAGGGCCUCAACAUUGUUGGCUGGUUGAAUUUUCUAGCUACUGAGAGUAGACAACGGGAGAUAGUUGAUCCACAUUGUGAACGGGUACAGACGGAAAGCUUGGAUGCCCUGCUUUCAGUUGCCACACAAUGCGUCUCUUCGAAUCCUGAGGAGAGGCCCACAAUGCACAGAGUUGUACAGAUUCUUGAAUCUGAAGUCAUGACACCUUGCCCCAGUGACUUCUAUGAUUCAAACUCCGAUUGAAGGUUGUAGCUAAAAUUAGAAGAGAAUUUAAUGUGGAGUGUGUCUGCUGCGUCAUGCAACAAUACUGAAGAAUGGUACCAGCAUAGUCUGGGGAUCAAGAUCUGCAACAAUUAGCAGUCUACUCUGUUUAUUCAUUCUUUCUGCAGAUUUACCACAAGAGAAAAAGGCCUUCUCAAAACCUGAGUUGCCAGUUAGUCACUGCGGCAUUCAGUGUGCUUAGUUGUAUUUUUUUAUGUUUCAAUUAUUUUUCUCCCCUGGUUUCAAGCUUUUCUUACCCCCCCCCCCCGGUUGUAUGGGGUACCAGUGUUAUGGGUAAUCGAAUCCCUCUUUUCUUGUUGUAUCUUCCCUUUGCCUUUUUUGUAGCCUUUCUUGAAAAUUUUAUUUGUAUAUGAAAUGAUUAAAUUGAUUUGACAUCAACCUUGUGCUAGAUUGAUCUCAUCUCAUUUUGUAUAUUGUAAUUCACCAGAAUAAUUGAUAUAUGGGUUGGCUGAAAGUUAUGCUUUCUCAGUA
Messenger RNA from Nicotiana tabacum (common tobacco), 2741 nucleotides. RefSeq names its product LRR receptor-like serine/threonine-protein kinase FEI 1. Gene Ontology annotation, biological process: protein phosphorylation. NCBI's taxonomy places the organism in Eukaryota, Viridiplantae, Streptophyta, Magnoliopsida, Solanales, Solanaceae. Gene Ontology annotation, molecular function: ATP binding; protein binding; protein kinase activity. The record is from RefSeq and is a predicted model, not a curated record.